Messenger RNA from Melanotaenia boesemani (Boeseman's rainbowfish), 16015 nucleotides. RefSeq names its product plectin a (gene pleca). The transcript is spliced from 37 exons. Gene Ontology annotation, biological process: intermediate filament bundle assembly; wound healing. The record is from RefSeq and is a predicted model, not a curated record. Gene Ontology annotation, molecular function: protein binding; keratin filament binding; structural molecule activity. Gene Ontology annotation, cellular component: cell junction; keratin filament; cytoskeleton. Lineage: Eukaryota; Metazoa; Chordata; Actinopteri; Atheriniformes; Melanotaeniidae. Bases 431 to 14524 code for a protein of 4697 amino acids.
GUGCAUUUCUGAGUCGACCCGAACUUGUCACUCACUUGGUGAAGUACAGAUCCCUGCUGCUGUUCUUGGGAGUGGCUGACGGUUCAGCUGGGUGCUGCAGCUCAAAGCUGCUCCUCCCAACUCCUUUUCUUAGGUGCACACACUCCCUCUUCUCCAGGAUUCUGUAAAACACAACAGACACACGACAGGCAAGCACACACUCAGAGCUGACGUGGGCUGAGGUCUGAGCCAGGCCCCCCUUCUGGAACAGCUGGUAUCCAUCUGUGGUUGCCGUCACUCUGGCUGCUGCUUCUUCCUGCUGCAGGAGCGGCCCCGGGAGGACAAACCAGCUCCGUUGUGACCCAUUCAUGAGCUCAGCUGCAGCACUGCUGUGGGAUCAGCGAGUAGACUGAGACUCAGCUGCUGGUCUGUGUGCUCGGCGGCCUUCAGCAUGGACAUCCUGACAGCCUGGGCCACCACCAACCCGGCUGUGGCCCGGCUCCUCUGGGUCCUGCUUCUGGUCGUGGCUACCUUCCUGGUCUGGCUCUUCUUCUUCUGCUGCUACAGUUGGAACCAGAGCUCAUCGUCCUCAAUGGAACGGUACCUGGCUGUGAUGUUGAAGAACUCCAAAUCUAAAGCUUCAUCUCAGAGGAAGAAAAAGCAGAAAGAGAAGUUGGUCGUUUCCGUCCAGUCGGAGGAAGUUGUGCUGAAAGCAGUCGAAGAGAAGGCACCAUGUCCCACGGUGAGAAAGAGGAAGAGGCGACCUCCUAAAGCUGGGAUGGAAACGGUGACUUCAGUGAGGACACAGAAGAGAAUGGAGGAGGUGAAGGACAAGCCGAAGAGGAGGCCUCUGGUGAGGGCUGCGUCGGAGGAGAGCUCCAGCGACCUGAGCUCCAUGAGCUUCUCUCCGUCUCCUGGAGACACGCUGCCCUGGAACCUGCCCAAACACCACCGCAUCAAGCGCUCCAAGUCCGCCUCCGGGGACGUUCUGGAUCCAGCAGAGAGGGCCGUCAUCCGCAUUGCAGAUGAACGGGACAGAGUUCAGAAAAAGACCUUCACAAAAUGGGUCAACAAGCACCUGAUAAAGGCGCAGCGACACAUCACCGACCUGUACGAGGACCUCCGGGAUGGACACAACCUCAUCUCGCUGCUGGAGGUGCUCUCCGGCGAGACCCUGCCGCGGGAGAAAGGAAGGAUGCGCUUCCACAAGCUGCAGAACGUUCAGAUCGCCCUGGACUUUCUCAAACACCGACAGGUCAAACUGGUCAACAUCAGGAAUGAUGACAUCGCAGAUGGAAACCCCAAGCUGACCCUGGGCCUCAUAUGGACCAUCAUCCUUCACUUCCAGAUCUCCGACAUUCAGGUCAACGGUCAGUCGGACGACAUGACGGCCAAAGAGAAGCUGCUGCUGUGGUCUCAGAGGAUGGUGGAGGGAUACCAGGGUCUGCGCUGCGACAACUUCACCACCGGCUGGAGAGACGGCCGGCUCUUCAACGCCAUCAUCCACAAACACAGACCAACUCUGAUUGACAUGGGUCAGGUGUACCGGCAGACCAACCAAGAGAACCUGGAGCAGGCCUUCAGCGUGGCAGAGAGAGAACUGGGCGUCACCAGACUGCUGGACCCCGAAGAUGUGGAUGUGCCCCAUCCAGAUGAGAAGUCCAUCAUCACGUAUGUCUCCUCGCUGUAUGAUGCCAUGCCCAGAGUACCGGAUGCUCAGGAUGGAGUCAAAGCCAACGAGCUGGAGCUGCGCUGGCAGGAAUACUACGAGGUGGUCACCAUGCUGCUGCAGUGGAUCAGACACCACGUCCUGGUCUUCGAAGAGAGGAAGUUUCCCACCAGCUACGAGGAGAUCGAGAUUCUUUGGCGUCAGUUCCUGAAAUUCAAGGAGACAGAGCUUCCUGCCAAAGAGGCGGACAAGAACCGCUCCAAGCACAUCUUCAAGUCUUUUGAGGGUGCAGUCCAGGCCGGUCAGGUCAAAGUGCCUCCCGGUUACCAUCCCUUCGACGUGGAGAAGGAAUGGGGCCGUCUGCAUGUGGCUAUUCUGGAAAGAGAGCGUCUCCUCAGGACUGAAUUUGAGAGGCUGGAGCGGCUCCAGAGGAUUGUCAGUAAAGUCCAGAUGGAGUCAGGGGUGUGUGAAGAGCAGCUCAACCAGGUGGAGACUCUGCUGCAGUCGGAUGUGAGGAUGAUGAGUUCUGGGAGACCUGCUCAGCACACGGCAGAGGUGGAAGCAGAUCUGGAAAAAUCUGAAGGAAUGAUCCGCUUCCUCUUCAACGAUGUGCAGCUGCUCAAAGAUGGACGCCACCUCCAAGCUGAACAAAUGUAUCGCAGAGUGUAUCGUCUCCACGAGAGGCUGGUAAACCUCCGCAGCGAGUACAACCUGCGGCUGAAGUCGGGCGUGACCGCCACACAGAUCCCCAUGACUCAGAUCACCAGCGCUCAGGUGCUGCAGCAGACGUCCUCAAGGGGGCGGCCCGAGCUGGACGAGGUCACCCUGCGCUACGUCCACGACCUGCUGGGCUGGGUGGAGGAGAACCAGCGGCGGGUGGACGAGGGGGAGUGGGGCUCUGACCUGCCCAAUGUGGAGUCCCAGCUGGGCAGCCACCGAGGCCUGCACCAGUCUGUGGAGGAGUUCCGUUCCAAGAUCGAGCGAGCGAAAGCCGACGAGAGUCAGAUUUCACCUGUUAGUAAAGGUGCAUACCGUGAAUAUCUGGGAAAACUGGAGCUGCAGUAUGGAAAACUACUGAAUGCAUCAAAAGCCCGUCUGCGCUACCUGGUGGAGCUUCACGCCUUCGUCAGUGCAGCAACCAAAGAGCUGAUGUGGCUGAACGAGAAAGAAGAGGAGGAGAUCAACUACGACUGGAGCGACAAGAACACCAACAUGGUCUCCAAGAAAGAGUGCUACUCGGGUUUGAUGAGGGAGUUGGAGCUCAGAGAAAAGAAAGUGAACGGCGUCCAGGCCACAGGAGACAAACUGCUGAGAGACGGACACCCUGCCAGGAAAACCAUCGAGGCCUUCACUGCAGCCCUGCAGACUCAGUGGAGUUGGCUCCUUCAGCUGUGCUGCUGCAUCGAAACCCACCUGAAGGAAAACACUGCCUACUUCCAGUUUUUCGCUGACGUAAAGGAGGCAGAGGAGAAGAUGAAGAAGAUGCAGGACACAAUGAAGAGGAAGUACUCAUGCGACCGCUCCGUCACCGUCACCCGGCUGGAGGAUCUACUGCAGGAUGCAGCUGAUGAGAAGGAGCAACUGGCUGAGUUUACCACUCACCUGGAGGGCCUGAAGCGGAGGGCCAAGACCAUCGUCCAGCUAAAACCCCGGAACCCUGCGAGUCCCAUAAAAGGGAAGCAGCCUGUCCAGGCCGUCUGCGACUUCAAACAGCUGGAGAUCACAGUCCACCGAGGAGACGAGUGUGCUCUGCUGAACAACUCGCAGCCCUUCAAGUGGAGGGUCCUGAACGAUAAAGGCAGCGAGGCGUCCGUGCCCUCCAUCUGCUUCCUGGUUCCUCCCACCAAUAAGGAUGCUGUGAACAGCGUCGCCGGACUGGAUGGAAACCUGCAGCGGCUGCAGACCAUGUGGCAGACCAUGUUCGUGGACCUGAAGAGUCUGUUAUCCUGGCAGUACCUGAUGAGAGACAUCCACAUCAUCAAAUCCUGGAACAUCACCAUGUUUAAGACCUUGAGGGUGGAGGAGUACCGGCUGGCCCUGAGGAACCUGGAGCAGCACUAUCAGGACUUCCUGAGAGACAGCCAGGACUCCCAGAUGUUCGGAGCCGAGGACCGCAUGCAGGUGGAGUCCAACUACAACAGAUCCAACCAGCACUACCACACCAUGGUCAGCUCUGCAGAGCAAGGCUUCGUGCCAACCAGCGCAGGAGAGCAGGACGAGUCUGUGUGCAAGACCUACCUGACGAGGAUUAAAGACCUCCGUCUGAGGCUAGAGGGCUGUGAGAACCGAACCGUGACCCGGCUUCGGCAGCCCGUGGACAAGGAGCCCCUCAAGGCCUGCGCCCUGAAGACCGCCGAGCAGAUGAAAGUCCAGUCAGAGCUGGAGGGCUUGAAGAAAGACCUGAGCUCCAUCGCUGAGAAGACGGAGGAGGUCCUGGUGUCCCCUCAGCAGUCCGGCUCCGCCCCGAUGCUGCGCUCCGAACUGGACCUCACUCAGAGGAAGAUGGACCAUGUUUAUGGCCUGUCCUCCGUCUACUUGGACAAACUGAAGACCAUUGAUGUCGUGAUCAGAAACACUAAAGAUGCAGAAGAUGCGCUGAAGAAUUACGAAACUCGUCUGCGGGAUGUCAGUAAAGUUCCAGCUGAGCAGAAGGAUGUGGAGGAGCAGCGCGGUCAGCUGAAGUCGAUGCGUGCUGAAGCAGACGCCGACCAGGCGCAGUUCGACCGCCUGCAGGACGAGCUGAGGACGGCUUCGGCCAUCAGUGACAAGAUGACGAGGAUUCACAGCGAGCGGGAUGCCGAGCUGGAGCAUUACCAGCAGCUGGUCGGCAGCCUGCUGGAGCGCUGGCAGGCUGUGUUCGCGCAGAUCGACCUCCGGCAACGGGAGCUCGACCUGCUCGGCCGCAAGAUGAAGUCCUACCGCGACAGCUAUGAGUGGCUCAUCCGCUGGCUCGGAGAAGCACGGCAGAGGCAGGAGAAGAUCCAGGCCGUUCCCAUCGGAGACGGGAAGGCUCUCAGGGAGCAGCUGGCUUCAGAGAAGAAACUCCUGGAAGAGAUCGAGAGAAACAAGGAUGAGAUUGAAACUUGCCAGAAAAAUGCAAAAGCUUACAUCGACUCUGUCAAGGAUUAUGAACUCCUGAUCUUGACAUACAAAGCGCUCCAGGAUCCCAUAGCAUCUCCUCUGAAAAAGCCCAAAAUGGAGUGUGCGUCUGAUGACAUCAUCCAGGAGUAUGUUACUCUGAGAACCCGCUACAGCGAGCUGACGACGCUCACCAGCCAGUACAUUAAAUUCAUCACUGAGACGCAGCGCCGCCUGGAGGAAGACGAGAAAGCUUCUGAAAUACUAAAAGAAGAGGAGAGGAGAAAAAUGGCAGAGAUACAGGCUGAGUUAGAGAAACAGAAACAGUUGGCUGAAGUUCAGGCUAAAUCUGUGGCCAAAGCAGAGCAAGAAGCCACAGAGCUGAAGCAGAAGAUGAAAGCAGAGGCCAACAAGAGGCAGGACGUUGCGGUGGAUGCUGAGAAGCAAAAACAAAACAUCCAGCAGGAGCUGCAGCAUCUGAAGAGUCUGUCAGAGCAGGAGAUCAAGUCCAAGAGUCAGCAGCUGGAAGAGGCGCUGCUCAGCCGCACCAAGAUCGAAGAGGAAAUCCACAUCAUCAGAGUUCAGCUUGAGACGACGACGAAGCAGAAAUCCAUGGCCGAGACAGAGCUGCAGAAGCUCCGAGACAAAGCUGCCGAGGCCGAGAAGCUCAGGAAAGCAGCUCAGGACGAGGCGGAAAGGCUCCGCCAACAGGUGGCGGAGGAGACUCAGAAGAAGAAAAAUGCUGAAGAUGAGCUGAAGCGUAAAUCUGAGGCAGAGAAAGAGGCAGCUAAGCAAAAGCUGAAAGCCCUGGAUGAGCUGCAGAGGUUUAAAAUGCAAGCCGAGGAGGCGGAGAGGCGCAUGAGGCAGGCUGAGGAGGAGAAGCUGAGGCAGAUCAAGGUGGUGGAGGAGGUGGCGCAGAAGACUGCUGCCACACAGCUGCAAACCAAAUCCACAUCCUUCGACAAAAAGGCAACAGCACUGGAGGAAUCUCUCAGAAAAGAGCAGGGAACAGUCCUUCAGCUGCAAGAGGAGGCCGGGAAGCUGAGGAAACAACAAGAAGAAGCCGAUAGAGCCAGGGAGCAAGCAGAGAAGGAGCUGGAAACGUGGAGGCAGAAGGCCAACGAAGCUCUCCGGCUGAGGCUGCAAGCUGAGGAGGAAGCCCAGAAGAAGAGUCAGGCUCAGGAGGAAGCAGAACGUCAGAAGGUCGAAGCCGAACGAGAUGCCAAGAAGAGAGCUAAAGCUGAGGAGGCAGCGCUGAAGCAGAAGGAGAACGCAGAGAACGAGCUGGAAAAACAGAGAAAGUUUGCCGAACAAGUCGCUCAACAGAAACUGUCUGCUGAACAGGAAUGCAUUCGCUUAAAGGCCGACUUCGAGCAUGCCAAGCAGCAGAGAGGCCUUCUGGAUAACGAGCUCCAACGCCUGAAAAAUGAGGUGAGCGCCGCGGAAAACCAGAGAAAACAGCUGGAGGACGAGCUGGCCGAAGUCAGGAGCGAAAUGGACGCCCUCUUACAGAUGAAGAUUCAUGCCGAGAAGGAGACGCUGUCAAAAACGGAAAAGAGCCAACAGCGUCUCGAGUCGGAAGCCUUGAAGAUGAAACAGCUGGCUGAGGAAGCCGCUCGGCUGAGAUCAGUCGCCGAAGAAGCCAAGAAGCAGAGGCAGCUCGCCGAGGAAGAGGCGGCCCAGCAAAGAGCGGAGGCCGAGAAAAUCCUCAAGGAAAAGCUGGCCGCCAUCAACGAGGCCACUCGUCUGAAGACCGAAGCAGAGAUCUCUCUGAAAGCUAAAGAAGCCGAGAACGAGAGACUGAAGAGAAAAGCUGAGGAUGAGGCUUAUCAGAGGAAGCUGCUGGAGGACCAAGCUGCUCAGCACAAACAAGAGAUCCAGGAGAAGAUCACACAUCUGAAAAGCUCCUCCAACACUGAGCUGGAGAGGCAAAAAACUAUCGUGGAAGAGACUGUGAGGCAGAAGAGGGUGGUACAAGAGGAGAUCCACAUUAUCAGGAUCAACUUCGAGAAAGCAUCGAAGGAGAAGUCUGAUCUGGAGGUGGAGCUAAAGAAACUGAAGGGCGUCGCAGAUGAGACGGAGAAGAGCAAACUCAAAGCGGAACAGGAGGCAGACAAACUGAAAAAGCUCGCUGCAGAGGAGGAGAAGAAGAGGAAAGAAGCUGAGGAGAAGGUGAAGAGGAUCGCUGCAGCAGAAGAAGAAGCGGCUCGGCAGUGCAAAGCCGCCCAGGAGGAAGUCGAAAGGCUCAAAAAGAAAGCCGCUGAAGCAAAUGAGCACAAAGACCAGGCUGAGAAGGAGGCAGAGAAGCAGGUCGUCCUGGCUCAACAGGCGGCUCAGAAAUGCAGUGCUGCAGAGCAGAAAGCCCAAGAUGUUCUCUCCAAGAACAAAGAAGACGUUCUUGCUCAGGAGAAGCUGAAAGAUGAGUUUAAUAAUGCAAAGAAACUCGCAGAAGCUGCAGAGAAGGCCAAAGCCAAGGCGGAGAAAGAGGCCGCUUUGCUCCGUCAGAAAGCAGAGGAGGCCGAAAAACAGAAAACAGCUGCAGAAGACGAAGCUGCUAAACAGGCCAAAGCUCAAAAAGAUGCAGAGAGACUGAGGAAGGAGGCAGAGGAAGAGGCCUCCAGGAGAGCGGCGGCCGAGGCGGCGGCUUUGAAGCAGAAGCAGCAGGCCGAUGCAGAGAUGGCCAAACACAAAAAAGAGGCCGAACAAGCCCUGAAGCAAAAGUCUCAGGUGGAGAAGGAGCUUGCUAAGGUCAAACUGCAGCUGGAUGAAACCGACAAGCAGAAAGCGGUGCUGGAUGCUGAGCUGCAGCGAGUUAAAGGGGAAGUAAAUGAUGCCGUCAAACAGAAGGCACAGGUGGAGGACGAACUGUCCAAAGUGAAGACCCAGAUGGACCAGCUCCUCAAGAUCAAACUCCAGAUUGAGGAAGAAAACCGACGCCUCAUGCAGAAAGACAAAGACAACACCCAGAAAUUACUUUUAGAUGAGGCAGAGAAAAUGAAAAAGCUAGCAGAGGAAGCUGCUCAACUCAGCGUGGAGGCUGAAGAAGCAGCCAGACAGAGGCAGAUCGCCGAGUCCGACUUGGCUGAACAGAGGGCGCUUGCUGAGAAAAUGCUGAAGGAGAAAAUGCAGGCCAUUCAGGAGGCCACAAAACUCAGGGCUGAAGCUGAUGAGCUCCAGAAGCUGAAGGACCAGGCACAGGAAAAGGCUAAAAAACUCCAGGAGGACAAACAGCACAUCCAGCAGCGCCUUGACAAGGAGACGGAGGGCUUCCAAAAAUCCCUGGAGGCCGAGCGAAAGAGGCAGCUGGAAGUUUCAGCUGAAGCAGAGAAGCUGAAAGUGAGGGUGAAGGAGCUCAGCGACGCUCAGGCCAAAGCCGAAGAGCAGGCCAAGACAUUUAAGAAGCAAGCCGAGGAAGCAAAAGCUCGUCUUCAAGAGACGGAAAAGCAAAAGACAGAGGUCAUCGUGCAGAAGUUGGAGACGCAGCGGCUGCAGAGCACAAGGGAAGCGGAUGACUUGAGGAAAGCCAUAAGUGAUCUGGAGAAAGAGAGAGAGAAACUGAAAAAAGAUGCCGAGGAGCUUCAGAAAAAGUCGCAGCAGAUGACAAAUACCCAGCAAGAGCAGAUUGAGCAGCAGAAGGCCAUACUUCAGAAGUCUUUCCUCACUGAGAAGGAGCUGUUGCUGAAAAGAGAAAAGGCUGUUGAAAAUGAGAAGAAGGAGCUUGAGAAACAGUUUGAGGAUGAAGUGAAAAAGGCCAAAGCACUCAAAGAAGAACAGGAACGUCAGCGCAAACUGAUGGAAGAGGAGAGGGAAAAGCUACAGGCCAACAUGGAUGACGCUGUGAAGAAGCAGAAGCAGGCUGAGGCAGAGAUGAAAAACAAGCAGAAAGAAAUUGAAGUGCUGGAAAAGAAAAGGCUUGAACAGGAAAAGCUCUUGGGAGACGAGAACACGAAGCUCAGAGAGAAGCUGCAGAGUCUUGAAGUUGCUUCCAAACAGGGUGCAUCCAAAACAAAGGAAAUUGAAGUUCAAACAGAUAAGGUUCCUGAAGAGCAACAGGUCACCAUGACAAUGGUGGGCACAACGAAGAAAGUUUUGAAUGGCUCAGUUGAAUUGGAUGGAGUGAAGAAAGGUGGAGAAUCACAGCUGGCAUUUGAUGGAAUUAGAGAGAAAGUUCCUGCUGAAAGGCUUCAUGACAUCGGUGUCCUGACCAAGAAGGAGUUGGACAAACUGAAAAAGGGCAAAGCCACAGUGCAAGACCUUGAAAAGACUGAUAAGAUCAGAUCAUGUCUGAAGGGCCAGAGCUGUGUUGGAGGUGUUCUGACUCCAUCCAAAGAGAAGAUGAGCAUCUAUCAGGCCAUGGCAGAGAAGAAGAUCACUCCAAACACUGCUACAAUGCUCCUGGAAGCUCAAGCAGCUUCUGGUUUCAUUGUUGACCCCGUGAAAAAUAAACUUCUCUCUGUUGAUGAGGCCGUUAAGGAGCAGAUAAUCGGACCUGAACUCCAUGACAAGAUGUUAUCUGCAGAACGAGCAGCCACUGGCUUUAAAGAUCCAUAUUCUGGAGCCAAAAUUUCUCUGUUUGAGGCCAUGAAGAAGGGACUUAUUGAGAAAGAUCAGGCUACUAAAUUCAUUGAUGUACAGCUUGCAACUGGUGGCAUCAUUGACCCCAUCAACAGCCACCGAGUGCCUCUUCAGACAGCCUACAAGCAGGGUCAGUUUAAUGCUGACAUGAACAAGAAACUCACCGAUCCCAGCGAUGACUGCAAAUUAUUCACUGAUCCUAGCACUCAGGAGCAACUCACCUACAAACAGUUGCUGGAGAAAUGCAUAAAGGACCCUGAUACCGGUCUGCUGAUUUUACCGGUGACAGAAACAGCAGCUCAGAGCGAGAGAACGUACACAGAUUUGGAGACAAAAGAGGUAUUCAGCAAAUCAAACGUUGAUGUUCCAUUUGGUAGAUUCAAAGGAAAAACUGUCACCAUCUGGGAAGUCAUAAAUUCAGAAUACUUCACAGAAGAGCAAAGAAAGGAACUGAUUCGGCAGUACAAGACUGGCAAAAUCACAGUGGAAAAGAUCAUUAAAAUUGUCAUCACUGUUGUGGAAGACAAGGAGAAGAACAGUGGGAAUAUGUUCAAUGGUUUGAGGGCUCCAGUCUCUGCCAGUGAUCUGCUGGACUCCAAGAUCAUAAACAAAGACUUGUUUAACAAACUGAGCAAUGGAAAGAUUUCGGUGAAAGAAGUCGCUGAGAUGGAUUCUGUGAAGAAGGCUCUACAAGGAGCGCCCAGCAUUGCUGGACUAUUGUAUGAACCAACCAAAGAGAAAAUGCCUUUCUAUCAAGCUAUGAAAAAAGAGUUGCUCUCUCCAGAAGCUGCAGUGAAUUUCCUUGAAGCUCAGGCAGCAACAGGGUUUAUGAUUGAUCCUGUAAAAAAUGAGAGGAUCCCUGUUGAUGAAGCUGUUAAGUCCGGUCUUGUUGGACCGGAACUGCAUGAAUGCCUCCUGUCAGCGGAAAGAGCCAUCAGCGGUUACAGAGAUCCAUACACUGGGAAAAAGGUGUCUCUUUUUGAAGCCAUGAACAAAGGCCUUGUAAAGAGAGACCAGGGAAUCCGUCUGCUAGAAGCACAACUUUCAACUGGUGGAGUUGUUGAUCCCGUUAAAAGCUGUCGAAUCCCACAUGAGGUUGCCUGCAAGCAUGGCUACUUUGAUGAAGAAAUCAGCAAGACCUUGAACAAAAACACAGAUGAAACAAAAGUAUUUUAUGAUCCCAACUCACAAGAGGAUUCAACCUAUGCACAGCUCAUGGAAAAAUGUGUAACAGACAAAGAAACUGGACUCCCAUUGCUUCCCCUUUCAAAGAAGGUUUCAAAGCCCAAAGAAGACAAACAGAUCACAGAGGCAAAAACAAAAGAGGACCUGAACCAAGCAACCAUGGAGCUGGAGUAUGGACCUUUCAAAGGGAGAAAAGUCACAAUUUGGGAGAUCAUACACUCUGAAUACAUUACUGAGGAACAACGACUGGAGCUGAUUCGCCAGUACAGAAUGGGAUAUGUAACAAUUGAAAAGUUGAUAAAGAUAGUGAUAACGAUGGUUGAUGAAAGGGAGGACAAACCAAAGGAAGAGGCCUGCUUUGAGGGCCUCAGGGCACCAGUCACUGCUAGCUCAUUGCUUGAUUCUAACAUCAUUGAUAAGUCAACAUUUGAUCAACUCCAGCAGGGUAAAAAGAUGCCCAAAGAUAUCAGUAAAACAGACAAAGUCAGGAAGUACCUGCAGGGCACUGACCGCAUUGAUGGUGUCAUCAUGGAAGAUUCAGAUGAAAAGUUCAGCAUAUAUCAAGCCAUGAAGAAGAAUGUCUUGCAACAUAACACUGGGCUUGCACUUCUUGAGGCUCAAGCUGGAACCGGUUUCAUAACCGAUCCAGUCAAAAACCUGAAAUACUCUGUGGACGAUGCUGUGAAGGUCGGGAUUGUUGGCCCAGAGCUUCACGAGAAACUCCUCUCAGCUGAAAAAGCAGUGACGGGAUACAAAGAUCCAUACACAGGCAAUAAGAUUUCUCUAUUCCAAGCCAUGAAGAAAGAGCUUGUUUUGAGGGAGCAUGCUAUUCCUCUUCUGGAGGCUCAGUUCACAACAGGAGGUAUCAUUGAUCCAGUGAGCAGCCAUCGUCUUCCUAAUGAUGUGGCGAUUCAGCGUGGGCAUUUCAGUAAGCAGAUGUCUAAAUCCUUCAAUGAACCUUCAGGUGACGUUAAAGGUUUCACAAAUCCCAACACCAAUGAAAGUGUUACUUAUAAACAGCUGUUGGAGAAGUGCAGCAGAGAUCCCAACACUGGUCUCUGCUAUCUGCCUCUGUCAAAGGUCCAACUUUCUGCUCCAGUUGAGAAGUCUUAUGAGUACACAGAGGAGCAAGCCAAAAAUGACCUAUCGAAUGCUCAAAUAGAAAUUCCGCUUAAGGGCUUUGCAGGGAAGACUAUGACCAUUUGGGAGAUUAUGAACUCAAAUAUGCUUCCAGAGGAGGAGAAGCGCCGCAUUAUGGAGCAGUAUCGUUUGGGACUAAUCACAAAGGAAAGAAUGAUGAUCAUCAUCAUUGAAAUUAUUGAACAAAGGGAAACUCUAAAGUCAGAGCAGAGCAUGUCAUGUGAUGUUAUCAGAAGAAGAGUUACCAUUGAAGAGCUGUACAGCGCUCGAAUUAUUGACUUGCAAACAUACAACCUCCUGAAACAAGAAAAGAUGAGUAUUCGUGAGGUGAUGGAAAUGCCUUCAGUGAAACAGUACCUCUUUGGCACUGGUUGUAUUGCUGGAAUUAUGUCAGACCACCCUUCAAAGAUCAGCAUUUACCAGGCCAUGAAGACAGGACAGAUUAAGCCUGAAGUUGCUUUGAAACUCCUUGAGGCCCAAGCAGCAACUGGAUUCAUGAUCGAUCCUAUGAAAGAUGAGCUUCUGACCGUAGAUGAAGCUGUACGCAAAGGGCUUGUCGGUCCUGAACUGCACGACAAACUUCUCUCUGCUGAGCGCGCAGUUACAGGCUACAAGGAUCCAUACAGUGGGAAAGUUAUUUCUCUCUUCCAGGCAAUGAAAAAAGACCUGAUUCCUGAGGAUUAUGCCUUGAGGCUGUUGGAAGCACAGAAUUCCACAGGAGGGCUGAUGGAUCCUGAAUAUUACUUUCACCUCCCUAUAGAUGUUGCUAUGCAGCGUGGAUACAUCAACAAGGAGACCCUAGACAGAAUAACUGAGCCUACUGCAGAUGUGCAAGGAUACAUUGAUCCAACAACCGAUGAAAGGCAGACCUACGCACAGCUGUUGAAAAGAUGCAGAAUCGACAAAGCAAGUGGUUUACGGUUACUUUCGCUGGCAGACAGAAAGCUUCUCUUUAAGGGUCUCAGAAAACAAAUCACAGUGGAUGAGCUGUUGCGGUCGCAGAUCAUCGACCAAAAGACAUACAGUGAACUCACUGAGGGUAUCAUCUCAGUUGAGGAGGUUAGCAGAAACCUGAAGAAAUACCUUGAGGGCACCAGCUGUAUUGCUGGUGUGUAUGUAGAAUCAAGCAAAGACCGCCUGUCCAUUUACCAAGCAAUGAAGAAGAACAUGAUCAGACCGGGGACUGCUUUUGAGCUCCUCGAGGCUCAAGCUGCCACAGGUUACGUUAUAGAUCCUAUUAAAAACCUAAAGCUGAAUGUCACUGAAGCUGUAAAAAUGGGAGUUGUUGGCCCAGAGUUUAAAGACAAGCUCCUCUCAGCUGAAAGAGCUGUCACAGGCUACAGGGAUCCUUAUUCUGGCAAAGUUAUCUCUCUUUUUCAGGCCAUGAAAAAGGGUCUCAUUCUGAAAGACCAUGGCAUUCGUCUGCUAGAAGCUCAGAUUGCAACUGGUGGAAUUAUUGAUCCUGAGGAGAGCCACCGUUUGCCAGUUGAAACAGCGUAUGAACGUGGCCUCUUUGAUGAGGAAAUGAAUGAGAUCCUCACUGACCCAUCUGAUGACACAAAGGGCUUCUUUGACCCCAACACAGAGGAAAACCUCACCUACCUGAAGUUGAUGGAGAGAUGUAUGAUGGACCCUGAGACUGGUCUUCGUCUUCUGCUGCUGAAAGAAAAGAAACGCGAGAGGAAGACUUCAUCUAAGUCGUCGGUUCGCAAGCGAAGGGUUGUUAUUGUCGAUCCUGAGUCGGGGAAAGAGAUGUCUGUGUACGAGGCAUAUCAGAAGGGGCUGAUCGACCACCAGACCUAUCUAGAACUUGCAGAGCAGGAAUGCGAAUGGGAGGAAAUUACAAUGACCUCAGCUGAUGGCGUUGUGAAAUCCAUGAUUAUUGACAGGAGGUCUGGUCGGCAGUAUGAUAUUGAUGAUGCAACCUCAAGAGGCCUAAUAGACAAGUCGGCCCUUGAUCAGUACCGAGCAGGAACACUGUCCAUCACAGAAUUUGCAGACAUGCUGUCUGGAAACAUGAGCGGUAGUAGAUCCCGGUCAUCCUCCUUUGGCUCCUCUUCGUCUUACACAAUGAGCCCAAUACCUUCCAUCAAAACACCAGCAACCACGUGGAAUGACCCGACAGAGGAAACUGGGCCUGUGGCUGGAAUCUUAGACACACAGACCCUGGAGAAGGUGUCUGUCACAGAGGCCAUUCAUAGAAACCUUGUGGACAAUAUAACAGGUCAAAGGUUGCUGGAAGCUCAGGCCUGCACAGGAGGUAUUAUUGACCCGAACACAGGGGAGAAAUUCUCUGUUACAGAUGCAAUGAAUAAAGGGCUUGUGGAUAAAAUAAUGGUGGAUCGCAUCACUUUAGCCCAGAAGGCAUACAAUGGAUUUGAAGAUCCUAGAACUAAAACCAAAAUGUCAGCAGCCCAAGCUCUGAAGAAAGGCUGGCUUUACUAUGAGGCUGGACAGCGAUUCCUAGAGGUCCAGUAUCUCACUGGUGGGUUGAUUGAACCAGAUAGUACAGGCCGAGUUGCUAUCGAUGAGGCUGUGCGGAAGGGCACCUUAGAUGCACGCACAGCACAGAAGCUACGAGAUGUUAGCGCAUAUUCAAAGUAUCUCACAUGCCCUAAAACCAAGCUCAAGAUCUCCUACAAGGAUGCCAUGGAAAGAAGCAUGAUAGAGGAAGGAACUGGUCUGCGACUACUUGAAGCAUCGUCUCAGUCAAGCAAAGGUCUUUACAGUCCCUACAGCAUCAGCGGCUCUGGCUCUGCCACUGGUUCACAUUCUGGCUCAAGAAGUGGUUCCAGGUCAGGUUCCAGAAGAGGCAGCUUCGAUGCCACAGGGUCUAGCUUCACCACAACCUUCUCGUCAUCUUCUUAUGGUUCACCGAGCUACAGCCGGCGAUACUAAGCUGAAAGUCGAGUGGCAGUUCGGUGAGGAGGGAAGGAUGUGCUUUAAAACCACAGUGCUCACCAGAUGCCUAACUCUUAGGAAUAAAGACUUCCUUUAUUCUGCUCUGCACGGGGCUGUUACAAGAUUUUUCAUAUUUUAUUUUUUACUAAAUGAAUAAUUUUGUUUAUUGUAGAUUUCUCACUUAGUUUUAGUCACAUUUAUGCAGCCUCAUCAGAUUGCUGAUUGUGUACUGUAAGCAUCUAGCAUUAACAACAGCAGUUUUACUCCCAGUAUCCAGCACAAAUGCUUCCGUUGUGACAUUUUGAUUGUUUAAGUUCUAUAUCAUGAGCAUUUAUUGUUCCAUAAACACACAUUUAUGUAUACAGACCACAAGGAGAGCUGACAGAGAACCAAAUUGGAUGUAUAAACUCAAAUUUCUGUGCAUGUGUAUAUUUCUAAAUGUUGAGGGAAAAAUAGCCACUCUGCAGAGCAAAAUACAGAGUCUAGUAAAUAUUAAUAACAGUAACAAGAAUGCCAAGCUUUAAGAUCUUUUCUCUCCUGGACUGCACUGCCACAUAUACUCUCCCAGCAGCUAGAGCAACAUGUGCAUACUCAAGAGCAAACUCCCAAAAAUGGAAAGAGGCUGCAACUAAAUAUGAACAUUGGCACCAUCUGGACAUGCAAACCCCUGCUUCGUUGGACACUUUAAAAGAUUGCCGUCAGCGUUCAUGUCGCCUUCAGCUCUUUGCUCAGAGACCCUUGGCAUAAACUGGACUCAAACCAUAACUAUAAUCAAAGAUUUAUAUGCCACAGGACUAAGACACACUUGAUCUACAGCUAGUUUGCUCAGAUUCUUUUAAGAGUGAAGCAUUUUAAAGACAGAAACCAAACUUUGUAAGUGCCUGCAGGACACCAUUUCACUCUGUACUGGGAGUUUUAUAGGAGGUGGUUACACUGUAAAAUGAUAGAAAAAGCAAUGUUACCUGUCAUUUUUUUAUUUCUAGGUAAGACUUUUUGCAGUCUGACAAAAUAUCUCAGCAGUUCUAAAACCCACACGGGGCUGAAAUAUAUAGUUUGAAUAUCUAGUAGCUAAGAUACAUUAUUUCACUGUCUUUUUGUUCCCUUCUGUCAGUACAAUCACUGUAAAGAAAAUAUAGAGCUCUAUUGCUAAAAGCCAUGAAUUGAGAAAGAUCUUUAAGCUUUGCAUCACACACAGUAUUUCUAUUUUACACAACAUAUACUUCUUUUAUUUUAAAUAUUUGUAAAGCAACACCUGCAUCGUUUUAUUUUCAUACAUUAUUUCUGUUUUGCAUGAUUUAAUAACAUGAAAGAUGCAAGAAUUAUAUGUAGUUGUAUCCAUUAACGCUUUUUUUUUUUUUGAAGGUUUGAAGGAUGUAUUUUAUCAAAUAGUCAUCAAACCUUGUUUAAAACGGUGUAUUUAUAAUAAAGGGUGAUGAGGAAUUUUAUUGUAACACCUUACACAAUGUAAAUAAACAAAGAUGAAAAGAU